Molecule: messenger RNA, 2130 nt
Organism: Diatraea saccharalis (sugarcane borer)
Lineage: Eukaryota; Metazoa; Arthropoda; Insecta; Lepidoptera; Crambidae
Source: the annotation of a GenBank genome assembly
AAACAAAAUGCAUCAAAAUAUCAAAAUGUGGUCAAAAUUAUUAAAAGUGAUAAGAUCCAGUCAAUGUCGAUGAUAAGAAAUUCCCAAAAUAUUGGCCAAUAUAAUUUGUGUAUAACGCUUUGAUAGGUGGACUUGAGCAAGAGUGAUGUCAAAUGUGAAAAGUUUGAACAGGAUUCAAGUUUUUAUACUCCAAAUAUUAUUUGGAGUCUCUAUUUAUAUAGGGUCUCAAGGUACUGGUCUAGACAAGGUUUCGGAGUUGGCUGUAACAGUCGCCCGUUAUGUCGCAUAUAUUUACGUGAUAAGAGGAUCCGGCGAGGCAAUACGUCUGACACAUAACGCGUUUCGCUGCGGUGACAGCGACGGUCUCACGCGCUUGUACAAAAAGAACCACGCACACUAUCUCGUGUUCGCCGCCAGCGUCGGUUACGUGCUCCUCAGUCACGCCAGUAUACUUGGAGACGAAUUUUUAUACCUUUACGUUGGUAGCCUGAUCGUGAAAUAUAUUGAUAUGGAGAAGCAAAAGCGCGCGGUGUCGUACGGCACGGGCAUGGCGUGUAGUUUCUACGAGGGUUACUUGGCGCACAUGAUACCGAGCGACGGGCACAAGUUCGUCGGCUUCGAGGAGAACAUUCGCAUGUACGAGUCCAACGAGUCGAUCAAAUUCCCCGUCAUCAGGCUGUUCAUCAUCAUCACCAAGGAUCUUUAUUGCCCACCAGAUUUGAAAGCUUUCAAUAAACCGAACAGACCUGAUUUGCCUUAUUUGGAAGCGUGCAAGCCCCUGGAGAAGGUGAAGAAGGACGUGGCGGGCGUGAAGAAGCGCGUGUACAGGAACUCCGCGUACAAGGUGGUGCGCCGCGCCGCGCCGCCGCUGUACGUCGCCGCCGAGUGCGCCACGCCGCUGCACACGCUGCACCUCGUGCUCAGCAAGAAGGCGCUCUACACAGAAUUGGAGGACAUCGAUAAAGAUGAGGUGGUGAAUGAUUUCUGUACUAUGUUGACUUCCAUACUGACCACCAACCCGGACUGUAAGGGCAAGUGCGAGUGCAUCUAUUUUGAUAACACUGAUCCCGAAGCAAACUUGGCACAAGUAUUAAUAGACAGGAUUCGGGAGAUCGAACCCAACUUUGAGGAAAUAGUCAGAAGCAAAGACUGUGACUAACAAUUUUUGACAACUAUACGUAAAUACUAUGAAUAUUUUCAUAUUAAGGUAAUUUCAGAAAUGUCUAGGUAGCUUGUUAAUUUUGACAUUAUAUUUUACUGUAGUUAAUGAUUUCAUUCAAAUGCCAAUUUGACCAGAUAUAGUUUAACAUACCUCCACUUUGAAUUUAAUUAAAAUUUGAUAAUGUUUAAGUAAAAUAAGUAAUAUUAUUAUUUUUUAUGUUCGGUGAUUUUAAGUUUUAAAAACAUUGUGACGAUAAUUGUCUUUUAAAUUCGGUUGUAAAUUAACAGUGGAAUCAUAUUAUGUGGAACAAGAAUGUUAAAUUUUGUUUAAUUUGAAAAUACAAAUGUAAGUAUAAAAUAUAUUAUUUGAAUCCAAAUUAACAUACAUGACAAUAUAUUCUUUACGUGUUAUGCUUAUGUUCUCGUAUUGUAUGAUCACGUAUAAUAUAGUGAGAUUUAAGUAACUAUGUUUAAAUAUAACCUAUGUACUGUAUCAUAAUUUGAUUUUGGCAGCACAAGACUGAGUACUAUGAUAGAUAAUAUUAAGAUAAUAUUAUUGUUUAAUAUUUAGAUAAAAUUAAAGGUUCAACAGUAGCGUCACAGAAACAAUGUGGCAAUCGAAUCAUAGUUGCUCUCAGUCAGUUUUUAAGCGAUGUUAAUUUUAAAUUUUUCGUUACAUUCGUACCUCUUUGUAACUGUCAUAUGUUUAUCACAGCACUGAAGGAUUUUUUUUUUUUGUGAUUAUAUAUAAUAGUAAUCUAUUCACACAAUAUAAAUCGAAGUUUGAAGUGUUAAAACUAAAUUAACUCUAGUCUGUGCAACGGACUUAUGUUAUAAUUUUUUAAAAAUAAAUGUCUUUCAAGAUUGUAGAUUUUGGUUUUAGGGACUUUAACUUCGACAAUUGUAUGACCAUCGUCAGGAUGUAAAGGUCAUACAAUUGUCGAAUACUGGAUUAAAGUUUGCUAUAAC